Molecule: messenger RNA, 1074 nt
Organism: Rangifer tarandus platyrhynchus (Svalbard reindeer)
Lineage: Eukaryota; Metazoa; Chordata; Mammalia; Artiodactyla; Cervidae
Source: the annotation of a GenBank genome assembly
AUGGCUGAGGGGUUCCCCAGCCGGAAGAGAAGGCUCCACUUAGAGCGGCACUGUGCUCAAAACCAGACGACCAAGUCCUGUGCUUCUCCCCCGGCGCCCCCCACACACCAGGAAGGGCAGCUUCCAGUCACAGGAGCCCAGCAGGGAGACGUCCCACUGCUCACCAGUGACGCCUCCAGAGCAGAACUGGAGCCUCGCGUGCUUCACCACAGAACCAAGACUGCCGUGGGCCAGGCAGCACUGACUGUCCCGGCGACGCUGCUGCUCGGCCCGCUGCUGGACCGGAUCCGAGAGCUGCAGCCGGCCGGGGCGGAGGUGCCCCUCGCUGCAACAACACAAAGUGACUGCUCCAGCAAUCCCACUCCUGCGAGUUUACCCAGACUCAGCUAUCACUUAAGACCCAGGGGCAGAGAAAGCGCAGCCUCCCCAUUCCGUCGCUGGGAAGGGAGAGCGAGGGAUGCUCAGGCUUCCGGCUCUCCUCACCACCGCGGCGCGGAUCCCUGCUCACGGCCACUUGCGGCGCACCCGGGAACCAGGAAAGAUGAGCACCCUUCUCGGGUUUUCGUGUCCCGGUGGGAGCGGCGCCUGCAGGGACCCCGGGUGGGGGUGGGGGGGGAGGCCCUGCGCGCCCCGCCCCUCCUUGCCCGCAGCGUUACGUGGCCCGCGGCGCCCGCGGCGCCCGCGGGCCGGUCACGUGACAGCCGCGCCGUUGCCCUGGCAGCGGCUGCGGCGGGGCGACGGGGGGGCGGGGCUGCCGGCGGGGGCGGGGCCUGGGGGACCCCGCGGGACUGGCCGAAGGAGGGAGGGGGCUGCUCUCGGCGCCCCGGCCGGGCCACCUGGCCACCGGGCCACGCCAGUGCCGCCAGCCGCGCGCCUGAGCCGGAGUUGGGCCGGGAGGGCAGAGCAAAGAUCGGUGAGUGCUCGCUGCGAGAUCUCCGCCCCGGCGGGGGCGGGGGCAGCCGGAAUUGCACCCGGAGACCCCAGCUUCCUCCUGAGCAGGCCUACGGGACGACUGUGAGGUUGGGACCCCAAGCCCGCGGGAUCCCCGAGCGGGGUGCGGCGCCGCCGGGAUGA